AUGGGCAAGGGACCAAGUUUGUUUUCGCUGGAUGCGUUUGCGAAAACGCUGGACGACAGAAAGAUCAAAACCUCCACGGGAGGCAUCAUCACGAUCAUCUGCUGCCUCACGACGUUUGUGUUGCUCAACAACGAGUAUCAGGACUACAACCGGGUGGUGCUUCGGCCGGAGCUAGUCGUAGACCGCGACCGAAACGACCACCUCGACAUCAACUUGGACAUCUCCUUCCCACAGCUGCCGUGUGACCUCAUCAGUCUCGACGUGAUGGAUCUCACGGGGGACAUCGAGUUCGAUCUUCUCAAGAACGGGUUUACAAAGACCCGUCUGGACAGCGCCGGGAACGAGAUCGAGCAGGCGCCGUUCGAUGCGAACGUGCAGGGCAAGGAAGGGGACCAUAUUGGGGCGGCGGACGGGUACUGCGGUCCCUGCUACGGCGCCGUCAACCAGGGCGGGAACGAGGACAAGCCUGACGAGGAGAAGGUGUGCUGCAACUCGUGCGAGAGCGUGCGGAACGCGUACGCCAAGGUCGGGUGGAAGUUCUACGACGGCAAGGACGUGGAGCAGUGUGAGCGGGAGGGCUACGUCGACCGCAUCAACGCCCGGCUCGAGGAGGGCUGCCGCAUCCGCGGGACGGCAGAGCUCAACCGGAUCGGCGGGAACCUCCACUUUGCUCCCGGCGCCUCAAUCUCCGUCGGCGGCAGACACGUGCACGACAUGUCGCUCUUCGACAAGCACCCCAACCGGUUCUCCUUUGCGCACACGAUCAACCACUUCUCCUUCGGCGAGGACUCCCAUGAGCUCGGCGCCGUCUUUGCCAGUGACUCGCACGACCACCGCACGACGCACCCGCUUGACAACACCAGCGUUGACGCCCACAACAUGUACGAGAUGUACACGUACUUCCUCAAGGUCGUCAACACCCGUUUCGAGUACCUCGACGGCACCAAAAUCGAAACCAACGAGUUCUCCGCCACCCAGCACAACAGACCGUUGCAGGGCGGCCGGGACGACGACCACCCGAACACCAUCCACGCCCGUGGAGGCAUCCCCGGACUCUUCUUCUACUUCGACAUCAGCCCGCUCAAGAUCAUCAACCGGGAGGAGUACAACAAGUCCUUCAGCGCCUUCCUGCUCAGCCUCUGCUCUGCCGUCGCCGGCAUCCUCACCGUCGGCGCCAUCCUCGACAGAACCAUCUGGUCUGCUCGCCGCUUCAUCAAGGAGAAAAAGAGCACCUAG
Messenger RNA from Pichia membranifaciens NRRL Y-2026, 1236 nucleotides. RefSeq lists its product as hypothetical. Gene Ontology annotation, biological process: endoplasmic reticulum to Golgi vesicle-mediated transport; retrograde vesicle-mediated transport, Golgi to endoplasmic reticulum. Lineage: Eukaryota; Fungi; Ascomycota; Pichiomycetes; Pichiales; Pichiaceae. The record is from RefSeq and is a predicted model, not a curated record. Gene Ontology annotation, cellular component: COPII-coated ER to Golgi transport vesicle; Golgi membrane; endoplasmic reticulum. The transcript has a single exon. Bases 1 to 1236 code for a protein of 411 amino acids.